Linderina pennispora is the source of this 1931-nucleotide messenger RNA. RefSeq lists its product as uncharacterized. Gene Ontology annotation, molecular function: copper ion binding; oxidoreductase activity. Bases 95 to 1717 code for a protein of 540 amino acids. The record is from RefSeq and is a predicted model, not a curated record. The transcript has a single exon. Lineage: Eukaryota; Fungi; Kickxellomycota; Kickxellomycetes; Kickxellales; Kickxellaceae.
AGGCCAGUUUCAUAUUUAAUGCCCAUGCUCUGCACUGUCCUUCCGCUCUCUCUACCAAACUCGUUUCUCCAAGUUAUAUACUUUUUGCUGCAGGAUGAAGCUAACUGGUGUCUACUUACUUUCGUUUGCAGCGUUCGGCAGUGUCCUGGCUAAGCGUGUUCAUUUGGACUGGAACAUCGAGUACGUCCAGAUCAACCCCGACGGCGAGAACUCGCGGCGUGGAAUCGGUAUUAAUGGGAAAUGGCCACCACCUGAGGUGCAUGUCAACUUGGGCGAUACGCUAGUGAUUCAUGCAACCAACAGGCUACAGGAGGUGACUUCGCUGCACACACACGGCUUCUUCCAGAACGGUACAAACUAUUACGAUGGUGCUAUUGGUGCAACCGAGUGUGGAAUCCCGCCUGGCAGCAAUUUCACAUACGAGAUCAACGUGGUGCAGACGGGAACGUACUGGAUCCACAGCCACAACAAGGCGCAGUGGCUGGAUGGUCUGCGCACACCCCUCAUUAGCCAUCCGCCAAAGGAGGUAUACAAGUACGAUGAGGACAUGGUUGUGAUGCUUGAGGCCUUCUACCACCGCGAAGCAGCCGAAAUCGAGGACCAGCUCCUGAGCACCAGUGAGGCCACACGCGUAUCACCAUUCCACCCAUACAUGCUUGUGAAUAGUGCAGGUGGAAGCGAUCUCCAGAAGACAAAGCUCAAGUUCACACCAGGCAAGACAUACAGGCUACGCCUGAUGAACGUAUCGGGGACUGGUAUGGUUCGCUUCGGAAUCGAGGACCAUGAUAUGCGAGUUAUCGAGGUCGAUGGUACCGAUGUCGAGGAGAAGGUCACCAGUAGCAUGCAGUUGUCUGUGGGGCAGCGUGCCUCAGUGCUAGUUACCGCGAAGAGCAGAGCUGACACUAACUACAUCUACCAUGCUGACAUUUUCACGGACAUCCAGGCAGGUGUGGCACGCGCGACUCUUCCGUUCGAGGGGCUUGUCGAAUACUCGCCAACGGCCCACUUGAAAAAUGCUUCUGUGAGCACCGUCAGUUGGGACUUUUUCCAGGAUAUUGAUCUAGUUCCAAUUGACAAGGUAGAUCCGCCGGGCGUGCAAAAGUGGGUGCCACUGGAAGUACGCACAUCCAUUUACGACGAUCAGCGAGAGCACCUCGCAUAUAACAACCGCACCUUUGUACGACCCAAGGUCCCCUCGCUAGUGACAGCGCUUACCACUGGAUACCAGGCAUACUACCCUGACGUGUACGGGUUCAAGACCUAUCCAGUGAUAUUGGACACCCACGAGGAUGUCGAGAUUGCGAUCUUCAACUACGAUGUCAACUCGCACCCGUUCCAUCUGCACGGACAUCAAUUUUUCAUCGUUAUCCGUGGUGCUACGAACAAGGACCCAACUAAGAGACUGCUUGCUGGCAAGUACCCUAUGCGCCGUGAUACCAUCACUGUUCCCCCACUGUCGUACGCGGUGGUCAGGUUCCGUGCUGAUAACCCAGGGGUUUGGCUUUUCCACUGCCAUAUGGCAUACCAUGACGUGCAGGGCCUUAGCUUGACAUUUAUUGAGGCGCCGUAUAUGAUCGCCAAUAGCACGAAGCUGCCGCCGCAAUUGACCAACAACUGCAAGCUGCAAGACAUACCAGUUUCAGGAAACGCGCUGGGCAAGAUCGGACUCGACCUGGCUGACGACCCGCGCGGGCCGUUCCCACUGACAGGGUUCUGAGUCUUUGUUCCAAGAAAUUGGAGUUUGGAGUGAGAAAAAUAUAUAUUUCAAACCAGAACAUGCUAGCGAGAGCCGAACAGCUUCAUUGCUGCCUGUGCAGCCGUAGCCAGAGUCUCCUUUUCGUUGGCGUUGCCUCCCUCCUCAGAGUGCUGGUUGAAAAGCUUCUUGGCCUCGGACAUAGCCAUACCAAUAAGCUGGUUCUGGUCGCCGCCAC